AUUGGUUUUGGUAUGAAUAUUUUGGCAAUGUGGAGGGAGAACAGAAUUUGGGCAAAGAAGAGGAAAUGGAAGAGAAGGACAAUCAGAAUCCAAAAAACAGUUCAUCGUCGUCGUUCGUGAUCAAGAUACCCUCAUACGAAGAAGUUAUUCAGAGUUCUCAAUCGAAAACCCCUCCCCAGUCUCUUUUCAAUCCUUCUCAGUCCUUCUCUCAGGCCUUCAACUCCAUUAAGAACACCGAGUUUUACGCUCCACCUCCACCUCCUUCCUCCUCUUCAAUUCCAAGGGGAAUUCAACCAUCUGGGGUUGAUGCUACUCCGUCUUCGCCGUCGCCACCGGUUGCAACUGCACGUUCUACCGGAGCAUCUUCGUCUUCUACGCCAAGCCGCAACGCAAUACUUGUUAGUCAUAGACAGAAGGGAAAUCCUUUGCUCAAACAUAUAAGAAAUGUGAGGUGGGCUUUUGCAGAUGUUGUCUCUGACUACGUCUUGGGACAACAAUCAUGUGCUCUAUAUCUCAGUAUUAGGUAUCACCUGCUUCACCCGGACUACCUAUAUUUCAGAAUAAGGGAAUUGGGAAAAAAUUUCAAGCUUCGUGUUGUUUUAUGCCAUAUUGAUGUUGAGGAUGUUGUAAAGCCAUUGUUGGAAGUUACAAGAACAGCUCUACUUCAUGACUGUACUCUUUUGUGUGGUUGGAGCUUGGAAGAAUGUGGUCGAUAUCUGGAGACAAUAAAAGUUUAUGAAAACAAACCUGCAGACUUCAUUCAAGGCCAAAUGGAUACAGACUAUUUAUCACGGUUAUCACACGCCCUAACAUCAGUUCGACAUGUCAACAAGACAGAUGUGGUUACUCUGGGCUCUACAUUUGGGUCUCUUUCUCAUAUUAUGGAUGCUUCCAUGGAGGAUCUGGCUCGUUGCCCUGGCAUUGGAGAACGAAAAGUAAAACGUCUGUACGAUACUUUCCAUGAACCAUUCAAACGCACGGUUUCUAAGCAGCAUCCACCACCCGAAGCAUCCGCCCAACCUUUCACUCCAAGUGAAACACAAGAAGACGAAAAAGUAGGAAGUUCAAGUAAACGCGAUAAAAAAGAACCUAAUUUAUCCGUUAAAUCAGCGCUUUCAGUAGCUUUCGCAAAAUACAAGGAGAAAGUCGGCACAGAAAAAUAAAUAAAACAGAAAGUACAAGUACAAGUACAACCUGUUCUGUCAUGUCAUGAGCAAAGAUUCAAUUUAUUUAUUUGUUUCAUUUCGUUGAAUACAA
Messenger RNA from Lactuca virosa, 1257 nucleotides. NCBI's taxonomy places the organism in Eukaryota, Viridiplantae, Streptophyta, Magnoliopsida, Asterales, Asteraceae. The record is from the annotation of a GenBank genome assembly.